Dichomitus squalens LYAD-421 SS1 is the source of this 4276-nucleotide messenger RNA. RefSeq lists its product as uncharacterized. Gene Ontology annotation, biological process: endosome organization; mitophagy; aggrephagy. Gene Ontology annotation, molecular function: K63-linked polyubiquitin modification-dependent protein binding; protein kinase C binding; zinc ion binding. Gene Ontology annotation, cellular component: aggresome; amphisome. The transcript is spliced from 13 exons. Lineage: Eukaryota; Fungi; Basidiomycota; Agaricomycetes; Polyporales; Polyporaceae. Bases 27 to 3194 code for a protein of 1055 amino acids. The record is from RefSeq and is a predicted model, not a curated record.
CUUCUACGUCCACCAGGCGCAUCUGAAUGUCUGUCGCAGGCUCUGACUAUGGCACAUCCAACUACGGAAGAACGGAACCUCGUCCUGAAAAACCCCUAGUCGUCAAGUUCACCCAUGAGGAGCGGGGGAGCAAGAAGAUCACUUAUGCCUCCUCCCACCUAUGCUCCUACGACCACCUCCGCAAGCAGGUCGAGAAGUCUUUUGGUCUGCAGGCCACUCCCUUCUACAUCGCGUACGUCGACGACGACUCCGAGACCAUCUCCAUUACGAACGAGACCGACCUCACCGAGGCCAUCAAUUACUUCAAGCCCACUCCCAACGAAGAUCCCCCGCUCUCCUCUACUGCCUCGAUUCUCUCUGGCAGAAGCUUCCGGAACUCCAAGAUCACUCUCCCCGUGAGCAUCAUCGUCGACUACGAGGGAAUCUCGCUCUCCGACACGGGCUCGCUCGUCAGUCUCGAGGAGUACAAGAACAGGAACGGCAGCGAGCACUCUCUAUCAUACACCUCCGAUGGACCUCGGGAGCUCGAAGACGAUGCGAUCACGGUCAGUUCCAAGGACGUCGGCUCAAAGUACGACUUCCCCGCGCACCUCGGCAAGGGAGCGAAGACCAUCGUCGCAGGCCCCAGCCGCGAGGCCCUCAUAGACCCGAGCGACAAGUGGGAGGCAGGUACGAUCUCCAGCCAUCCGCGCACCCUCAGCUCGAAGCGGAGCACGGACCCGCUCUCGUCGGACGACACGCUCGCACGGUACUCCGACGACCCAGAGUCCGUGUUCGCACGGCUAAAGCUAGAGGAGGAGCGGCUCGGGUUCUUCCCGGGAAAUCUGAACGGGGCGACGACGUUCCAGACGGAGCGUGGGGUGAACUGGCUGCGGGACCAGAACGCGCACCUGCCGAUCCUCGACGGGGACAAGCUGUCGAUCAGCGACGUCUCGCUCGAGGACAGCAUGUCGCUCGAACUCGAGCGCAAUCAACACGGGAACUACCGGUACACGCUCACGGGGAGCAGCGGGUCGGUCGCAUCGCAGAGUGUGCGCGACUAUGGGAGCGUCGACGACGGGACAAGCGCUGGGGCGAACGAAGCGGCUGUCGAACCCAGUAUCGCGGACUCGGCAGAGAAGUUCUUCGCGAGCCGGCCGACAUCACUGCAGGCGCCCUUCCAGCAGCUCCCGCAGCUACACCAGCAGCUGCAGCAUACGCAUCCGCAUCGUUCGUCCACGAUGUCGUCGGGCUCGAUGCAAAACCCGUUCAUGUCGCCUGAGGAGAUGUCGUAUCCUACUGACUACAUCCACCCGGACAUCCCGCCCGAGGUGCUGUCGUUCAUCCGGCCCGCACAACCUCUCGCGCCGCCCGCAGACCCUACGAACUGCUCGAACUGCGGCGUGAUCCUGGACAUCAUCAAGUACGUGUGCUCGACGUGCGGCGAGGUCAAGGCUACGAUCUCUGAGCCGACGUCCGCCACGACGGAGUGGGCGGGGGAUCACAAAGGCAAGACGCGGGCGAUCGACAUCCACAACCAUCGGGGAAACUCGUACCCGCUGCUGCGCAACUCGCCCUCGGCGUCCGCGUCGUCGCUGACGAUUGUCGGGAGCCAGCAUUCUGGGCACUCCGGGCAUUCAGGCUCCGGGAGCUCAGGCUCCUCGGACCAUCACCCCGCGCGGUCGCUUUCGGAGAGCACACUCUACCUGAACGUCAAUGCGCCCAGCCUGAAGCCGCUCCCUUCGCUGCCGCGGUCGCCCGCCAGCCCGCAUGCGCCACCGAACUCGCCCCUUUCCUCACUGGGGCUGGCGUCAUAUGAGAACGGGAUGGGGAGGAGGGAGGGGUACGAGCUAUGCUCAAUGUGCGUGCAGAGCUACGGGGUGCAACAUUCGCUCGAGUUCAGCGCGACGCCGGGGGCGUCGCCGGGGCCGGGGACGUCGCCCGAGGACGCGGAGCGGGCGUUGUCGCGGUGGCGGCGGACGGCGCCGUCGCAGAAGGGCCUGCUGCGGCAUGCGUACAUCGAGAAGAGCUGGACGCACAGCGGGUGGGAAGACGUCGAACAGGGCGGGGAGGGCCCGUGUCAUUGCUCGACGUGCAACACCGUCAUCACGAGCCACCGGUACAAGUGCGCGUCCUGCGAUGAUUUCAAUUUGUGCCGGGCGUGCUACAGGCAGGUGUACGAGGUCCAUCCCGCGCACGCGUUCUUGGUUGUCCCGGACAAGUCGAGUGGCUCCCAGUCGUCUGGCUCUGGGCCCACUAUCGCGGACCUCACAAGGCAGUCGACUGCGUCUAUGGAGGAGACAUCCAUGACACACGUGGGCGUCCAUUGCGCGCAUUGCAUGCAAGAAAUUGUUGGCGCGCGAUUCCAUUGUGCGAUCUGCGAGGAUGUCGACAUCUGCUCGAACUGCGAUGCUGCUGGUCUGCCUGGUAACAUAGACUCGGACGACGGUGGCCACAUUUCCUCGCAUAUCAUGAUCAAGAUCCCACAUCCCAUGUCCACCGCAGACUUACAGAACACGAGCCAGAUGGCGAUCCGACUAUGGACCGGGCGCGACGCGGCGGUCGCGCAGGCCGGUAGCGCAAACGGCCGCGGGCGCCGCAAUUCGAUUGGGGAGUCGGCGUACUCCCAUACGGUGCUCGGGACGGGCCCCCGGGUCAAGGUCGAUUCUGUCGAGAACGACCACGGGCUCGUGUGUGAUGGGUGUGCCCAGCCAAUCAUUGGCGUGCGGUACCAAUGUGCCAAUUGCUCGUCCUAUCCCAAGUCUGUCAGCUUGUGCGAACGAUGCGAAGCGCGCUCGUACGCCCUGCACGAUCCGACGCACUUCUUCUUCAAGCUUCCAAGACCCGUCCACCGGCCGCUUGUCCUCCAGCCGCCACUACCCAGACUCUACAAGAAGCCCGCCGGGCCGCCGAACGGCACAUUUAACGUCACCGACCCGAAAGGCAAGUCGCACAUCAAAUAUCUCCGGAGCCUCACACAUGCGUUCGCGGUGUGCGACCGGUGCAUGUCGCACAUCUCUGGCGAGUGGUUUCAUUGCGCGUAUUGCCCGAAGGACCUGUGCGACAGCUGCGCCGAGGUCGACACGCAUGAUAACACACACCUGUUUGUUGUGUUCAAGUCGGAUGUGAACAUGCAAAUAUUCCGGCGGUUCAUGAACGAGGAAGACCCGGCGCGGAGCCCACCGCUCAUCCCAUUCCCUGUGUACAAUUCAUGACAGGUUGCCUCGGAGGCUGCCUCCGUGCUUGCUUGCAUUUUAUUAUGACCCAUGACUAUUCAUCUGAGUACCAUGUGUAUACCAUUUGUAUCGCUGUCGUUAUCUGCUCUGUGUCCGUACUGCCCAUCCCAUUUUCCGUCCAGUUUCCCAUGCACUAUCUAGUACAACUGUAGAACACAGUCAUCCAAUACAGUCUCCAGCGCCACAUACGCUCCGGCCGACUAGACAUCAUUAGGCGUCAUGCAUUCGCCAUUCACGAGGGGCGCGGUGGCACUAUAGACAGUUUGAUCAUCGGCAAGAACGCGAAGAAGCAAGAUGCCAUGCUACGAGUACGAGUACUGGGACAAUUGGAACUACAGAUCCGGGUUGAGAUCCAAGUCGAAGUCGGGGAACGGCUGUUGCUGGGGCGGUCGGAAGUCUGGUCGAUAGGGGUUCGCGCCAGGGAGGGCCGGCAGUUCGACUGUGGGUGACACGGGUGGUGGCUUGACCGAGUGCGUUUCGCCCAGAAUACCGAGCGGCGCCUCGUCGUUCAUGUGCCCACGGCGCAUCUUCUCCUCAUUGGGAAAGGGCGGGAAGAAGAGUGGUGGAGGGGGUUGGCCGGGCGCGAGGUCGGGCAUGUUAGGCGGCGCGGAAGUGAAUGCGGAGAGGCUCUGGGCGUACGCCAGCAGCUCGGGGUACGGGAUCGCAGCGGCUUUGGCCUCAUCUAUGGCUUUUAUCCGCUCUUCGCCCUCCCUGACAAUCGCGUCGAGCUCUCGCCUCCCCUCGUCCAGGGCGCGUACUAUCUCGCGCCAACGGCGGUCCAGAUCGAGAACUUCGCCCUUCAGUUGCUCGAUCCGGCGCUGCUUUACUUGGUGCGUGCGUGCUACUUGUACGGCAGCUGCAAGUUGUGCAUCCACAGAAAGCAGCUCGCCGACCGAAGGUGGCGGAGGUGGUCUUGACUGCGGUGGUCCGAGCGAUUGGAAUACUGUGUGCGAAAGCGUCUGCAGUCGCGCUAGAGGAUCGAGUAGUAUCUCUGACACGGAUACCGAUGCUUGCUGUGAGAUGUCUGGUGAGCCGAAUUGAGCAAAGUUCUGGGAGUGAAC